CGGUCAAAUAUUACUUGGCCGUGAAGGAAACAGAUGACAUGACAUCUAUGGAUGGAAUUCCAUAUAACGAACGUAUAAAAUACUCUUUGAAACAAGACCAAGACUUGGAGAUAUCAAGUCAAAUAAAACUUUAUUCCAAUGGUUCCAUGCUUCACUGCAGUCCCCAUCAGGUUGCAUGGCAAGACUCUAGUAUUUAUAGAAAUCAAUAUUAAAUCCCAUAUACAAUUGUGUCAAAAACAAGAUAGAAUGGUGUUCAUGAUAUACCUUUCGAUUUUCUUACAUGCAAUAGCAUUGCUAUUAUGCCCUGUAAUACUUGCAAAAAACCAUACGGAUCAUCUUGCACUUUUGGCCAUCAAAUCAGCCAUCUCUCAUGACCCACAACAUGUUCUUGACUCAUGGAAUACCUCUCUCCAUUACUGUCAAUGGCAAGGUGUUACAUGUGGUCGUCGGCAUCUCAGAGUCACUAAACUGGACCUUGGGUCUAGAGGCAUAGUUGGUUCCUUGUCUCCUCAUAUUGGAAACUUGAGUUUUCUCAGCGUAAUUAGUCUCGAGAAUAACACCUUAAAAGGUGUAAUCCCGCCUCAAUUAGGUAACUUAUUCAGGUUACAGGAGCUAUAUCUCAUGAACAAUUCUUUUGAAGGUGAAGUUCCAGCCAGUUUAUCAAACUGCACCAGACUUGAUGAGCUUUGGUUGUCUCGCAAUAAGCUAGUUGGAAAGCUCCCACACCAGCUUAGUUCUCUAGUGAACCUCCGGAUCAUAACCUUUCAUCGUAAUGAUUUCACAGGAGGGGUACCGUCUUUCUUGGCAAAUCUCACUUCUCUUGAAUCCAUAUCGGCUGGAAAUAAUCAUCUAAGUGGAAGCGUUCCACAUGCUUUAGGUCAAUUGCACAACUUGCAGGAAAUUGGUCUUAUGCGUAACCAACUCUACGGUAUGAUCCCUCCAUCCUUAUACAAUUUAACAUCAUUAAGAAUUCUAAGUUUCACAGAUAAUCAACUCAGUGGAGAUCUACCAAAAGAUAUCGGGUUGCGGCUACCUAACAUUGAGCGAUUCCAGUUACCAGGAAAUAAAUUUACAGGAACCAUUCCGUUCUCAUUUUCUAACUGUUCAAAUUUGGUAGAACUUACCUUGUCAGCAAACCAUUUCACUGGGAAAAUUAACAUAAAUUUUGUAGGAAACCUGUCUUUGUUAGAUGAAUUGCGUCUGUUAGAUAAUAGAUUAGAAGGACAAAUACCAGCAAAUCUUGGUAACUGCGGGAGAUUGGCAUCAUUGUACCUUUCGGCGAACAAUCUUACUGGCCCAAUACCCACAGAGCUUUUUCAGCUAUCUUACCUGUCUAGAGUUCUAGAUCUUUCUCAUAAUCGUCUUGUUGGACCACUUCCUCAAGAUAUAGGAAAACUCAAAAGCCUGACAACACUCGAUAUGUCACAUAACCUUCUGGUUGGCGAAAUUCCAUACGGCAUUGGAAGCUGCUCAAGCCUAGAGAACCUAGAUAUGAAAGCCAAUUCUUUUCAAGGUCUAAUACCUCUCUCUAUGAGUGCUUUAAGAGGUCUCAGAAACCUUGAUCUUUCUAGUAACAACCUCUCCGGACAGAUUCCAAGAUUCUUGGAGCAGUUAAACCUGUCUUCAUUGAAUCUGUCAUUCAACAAUUUUGAAGGGGAGGUACCUAUGGAAGGUAUUUUCAAGAACGCAAGUGCGUUCGCAGUCUAUGGGAAUAGUAGGUUAUGCGGAGGCCUUCCUGAACUUGGCCUACCCAAGUGUGCCAUGUCAGCAAGAUCAAAAAAACGUUCACAUGUCUCACGUGUUAUUCUAAUUGUCAUCCCAGUUUUCUCGUUCCUCAUUAUAGUAGUGGCGUUGUCUUUGUUGUUCUGUUGGAAAAGAAGAACGACACAAACGCCGCCAACUGGAGCUUCAUUUAUCCAACCAUUUUCAAGGGUAUCUUACGGAAGCAUACUCAAAGCCACAAACGGAUUCUCCCGACAGAACCUAAUCGGGAUUGGGACUUUUAGUAAAGUAUAUAAAGGUAUCCUUGAACCAGAUGGUGUCACGGUUGCCAUCAAGAUUCUAAAUCUUGAAAAUCAAGGAGCUUUAAAGAGUUUCAUGGCCGAGUGUGAAGCUUUAAAAAACAUAAGACAUCGUAAUCUUGUAAAAAUCAUUACUUCCUGCUCGUCUGUUGAUUUUCAAGGGAACGAUUUCAAAGCUCUUAUUUACGAGUACAUGCCAAAUGGGAAUCUCGAAAGGUGGCUACAUCCAAGUUCAGAACACGAAACUGAGACCGAAGAAGCUCCACGAAGAUUAAGCCUUCGCGAAAGAGUAACAAUCGCAACAGAUGUGGCGCAUGCCAUUCACUACCUCCACCAAGACGGUGAGACACCCAUAAUUCACUGUGAUCUUAAACCAAGCAACAUUUUACUGGACAGUGACAUGGUUGCUCAUAUUGGUGAUUUCGGGCUAGCAAAGUUUCUUCCAUUAAAACCACACCAAAGCAGUUCAAUUGGAAUAAGAGGCACAACUGGAUAUGCAGCUCCAGAGUAUGGAGUUGGAAAUGAGAUGACAAAAGAAGGGGAUAUCUACAGUUUUGGGAUAUUGUUGUUAGAGAUGAUAACCGGAAGGAGACCAACCGAUCCUAUUUUCCAAGAAGGGUUGAACCUCCAUGGCUAUGUGAAGAUGGCGUUGCCUGAUCGUCUCAAGGAAAUCAUUGAGCCGACGUUAUUGUCUAUCGAUGAAGAUCAUAUGGAAGCUACAGGCAUGAAACAUGGAUACCGUAUGGAUGAAGCAAGAAAGUUGAAGAGAUUGGAAGAGAGUAUGAUUUUGUUAGCAAGAAUUGGGUUGGCAUGCUCCAUGGAGUCUCCCAGAGAAAGAAUGGAUAUGAGUAACAUGAUGCAUGAGCUGGAUAACAUUUAUAAAAUGGUUCAAAACACUUCAACAGCAUCAAGGGGUGGUGGCGCAGUUGGCUAGCGCGUAGGUCUCAUAGCUAUUUGUGUGUUAUCCUGAGGUCGAGAGUUCGAGCCUCUCUCACCCCAUUCCAUUUUUUUAGUAACUAUUUACAUAGAAAUCGUGAUCACAUGGGCAACAACCUUUGUAAACGAGUCUUUUUAUGAAUUUAUCUAAGAUCUUUUAUAUAUAAAAAAAUCAAUUUAGGCAUUUUAUAUCUCUGUAAAAAUUUUCUUUCAAGAACAAUGAUUUAACAUCAAAAUGAACUAAAAAAU
Helianthus annuus (common sunflower) is the source of this 3206-nucleotide messenger RNA. Its product is annotated as LRR receptor-like serine/threonine-protein kinase EFR. The record is from RefSeq and is a predicted model, not a curated record. Gene Ontology annotation, biological process: protein phosphorylation. Bases 139 to 2955 code for a protein of 938 amino acids. Lineage: Eukaryota; Viridiplantae; Streptophyta; Magnoliopsida; Asterales; Asteraceae. Gene Ontology annotation, molecular function: ATP binding; protein kinase activity; protein binding. Gene Ontology annotation, cellular component: plasma membrane. The transcript is spliced from 2 exons.